AUGACUAUCACAUCAUCAUUUGUUGCAUUUCAACGCGUUAUUGUCGCAGAGGAUCGUGUCGCUCCCCAGAUGAAGCCCGUCAUUGAUAAAAUGCUGGAGCGCCUUCCUCGGCAUGAUACUAAGGUAAGCUAUCAGUACGAAUCACAUGUUUACCAUUUUUUGGUUGAAAAUGAGAUUGUAUACUGCUGUAUUUCAGGUAGUGAUUAUAAAAGUCGAACAGUUUUUGGAUUUCUAAUGCAGAUUCGUGAUUCCUUUAAAAGUCAAUUUGCUGGGAGUGCGAAUCGAUACCCCCGUUCUUCAGAUAUAACGCCUGCAGUUUGCAGUAAGUUCUGCACAACUCUUGCAACUUCAACACGUACAUUCAAUGAAAAUCCCCAAGCUGACAAAAUAGGUAAAAUAAAUGAUCAAAUUGAUAAUACCAAACAGAUUAUGUUGGAGAAUCUUGACAGAUUGAUCGAUCGGGGCGAACGGAUUGAAAAUUUGUGUGAUAAAACGGAGCAACUUAGGGAUGAAGCUCAGUUUUUUCAUUCGAGUGCCCGUGAAUUAAAACGGAAGAUGUUGAUAAGGAACAUCAAGCUUGCUAUUGCCAUUUUACUCGUACUAGGUCUCGUUGGACUUGUUAUCGCCUUCAUGAUUUGUGGUAUAGACUUUAAGAAAUGCAAACACUAG
This is a messenger RNA of Trypanosoma theileri, 669 nucleotides long. Its product is annotated as vesicle-associated membrane protein (VAMP). Gene Ontology annotation, biological process: vesicle-mediated transport. NCBI's taxonomy places the organism in Eukaryota, Euglenozoa, Kinetoplastea, Trypanosomatida, Trypanosomatidae. The record is from RefSeq and is a predicted model, not a curated record. Gene Ontology annotation, cellular component: membrane. The coding region runs from base 1 to 669 and encodes 222 amino acids. The transcript has a single exon.